AGAGGUCAAAAGACUCUGAAAGCGGCUACAGAUGUCCACGCAGAAGGCGAGACUAUGUUAAAACAAUCUUACACAGGAAUGCAAUCCCUGGAGAAAGCAAUGGCGGAACUUGAUCACCCGGGACAUAUGCCCGAGGGUCUUGAUGAACACGUUUGGCAGAGAUUGGUUCAAGCAAGAAGAUUGAAAGUUGAAAGUGAACAAAAGGUUGGUGGUAUCUUUGUAUAAGCAUUUUUAUAUAUGGGUAUAUACAUUCGUGCCAGAGGACCUAUAGUUGCACUUUCCUCAGCUGUUCCUAAAAGGCUAAAAGGGUAAAUAAUUUACACUCGAAAAUCUAUCUGUGUUUAUCUAUAUAUAUUUUUGCACCUAGGUAAAGACAAAAGCCUUAAUUUUGGCUGACAUGAACGCUUUCUUGCAAAGAAGAUUUGUGGAGGACGAAUCACUUCGAGCUGAAAUUGAGCGUCUUUUUAAGGAGCUACAAAAGUAUGUAAACAAUAAACAAUGAAUAUAAUUAAUGACAAAUACUAAAUAGAAACAUGCUUGAAAUUAUGCAUUUUUAAUUUUUUUUCAGUUUACGUGACGAGAAAAUGAAGUUUACUAUGGAUUUAGAAGUUCAACUAUUGCUAAAACAAGGCCAGGUGAGAACAAAGUUUUGUAACUACCGAGCUCGUGUUAUGACUUCUGCUAUAGUGUACCAAGGCCUUUGCAAGGAUUUUAGAUUUUGGAACUGUUUCUAAAUAGCCCAGACAGAUUUAUUAACAGAUCUUGUUAUAAAGCUAGUGCUUAAACUAAACAUGAUUGGCUGAUUUGUGGUGACGUGAAUUUAUCCACUAUAAAUAAAAUAUAGUUGUUCUCUUUUGUGGAAACACUACGAACAUUUAUUUGCCACGUGGUGUUUCCACAAAACAAGGAACUUCGUUUUGGUCGCUGUUAAUUCUGAUUAUUUUCAUGUAGGUUGAAGUUCCUCCAGACUCGUUCAUUACUGACUACUCUGAUAGUACAUUGGUCCAUCGUUCUGUCAUUGAAGAUUUAAACGCCACUAUUCGUGUAAGAACCUGUGAGCUCUCUUUCUCUUUGUAUUUUUCUGAAAUAUACGUACAGUGUUUACUUAUUGACUAAUACUCUCCACUUAUAUUUUUUCAUUCCAAGUCUUUGGGAGAUGCUAAAAUCAACAUUAUGGUUGAAAGUAAAGAUUUUAGAAAGGGAAUUCAUGCUUUGGAAUGGUGAGUUUGUUUUAUAGUUUGCAUGGUUGGAUAAUGUCUGAACACUUGGUCAGAAUAUUACCUACUGAACCACUACAUUCGAGAUCAAGUAACAGCUGUCCUGUUUCUAAGUUUAAAAAAAGUUUUAAUUUUAUUUACUAAAGGGAACAUAAGAAGAUGAAGAUGCAAAUUGAAGAUUUAGAAGCAAGAGCACGUGACAUUCAGCUACUGAGAGUGACAAAAGAUUUGCAGCAGGUAAUUGAGGAUGGAUUUCCUGAAAGGGAUGGGGCCUACCCCUCGCUGUGACCAAUGGGACUAAUUGAUUGUUUCCCUCGUUUUUGUCAUGCAGUAUCUAGGUGAAGUUGAUCAACAAGCCAUCCAGCAGAAAGAAGUGGCAACAUUAGAACAAACGCUUCAACUUUAUCAGAAGGUAAUAUUAAUAAGUUAGGCUUAUUAGUUUAUUACCUUGGAUGGAUCCAGCAUGAUCUGGUAGGGUGAGGAGGGGGGGGGGGAGCUGCUCUGCCAGCUCUGGUGCCGAGUUGUGUCGGUCAUGCGUGCCACCCGCCCAUCAACAUAUUGUAUUUGAAUUGUAAUUGUAUUGUAUUGUAUUGUAUUCGAAAGGCUGAUAUGGUGCUAAGCAUGAUCUGGCAUGAUCUGGCAGCUCUGUUGCCGGGUUGUGUCGGUCAUGUGUGCGUCACCCGCCCAUCAACAUACUGUAAUUGUUGUUCACAGUUCGCUUAUCAUCAUGUUAUUACUCAAUUACUGUAUCUCAUUUUGUCUCUCAUUUUGCUUUAUCAUGAAAAAUAGCACCCGCACCUCCUCUGGCCAGGGCUGGGGACCCCCCCCCCCCCAGUAAAUCCAUCCCUGCUUAUUACCUUAUUACUGGUAAUAAGGAAGAAAAUUACGAAAGUAGCCCUCUUAAUACUGGCAUCAUUUGUGUCUUUGGCUCAACCUAAGAAAUAGUAUAAGUGAAAACUUUCAACUACUCCUCAGACUCACGCACGAAAUGUGGAAGAUCGUCAUCGGGUGAUUCGUGAUUUGAAAAAAGCGAUUAGAAAGAAAGAAAUUGAGAACGAGAGAUUGGAUAUUGAUUUAGAAGAAAUGGCGAUCACAGUCGCGGAAAGAAAGAAUGUCAGCAAUCCUGAUGGUGAGUGUUAUUACGAUGUAUAAGGGGCGGCGGUGUACAGGGAGAGUUUCAGCUUGCACAAUUUUUUUCGGCCGUCUGCUUGUGCUGAAAUUAUUUUGCGUAAUUUUAAAGGUAUUUUUCUUUGCUUUUGUCUUUGCACGAUUUUUUUUCUUUUGUUUACCUUGCGCGAAUUUUUUUUUGUUUUCCCCAGCCCCUGAGAAUGGGCUCGAAACGGGGCUUUUCCCCAAAUUUGUAAAGUAGUUGCACACAUAUAACGAAGACAUCUUACCAGGGAGCGCUACCUGGGGACAUGCUGAUAUGAUCUCCUCUGAUAUAAUCAUGUUGUUGAUUGCUAUAUACAUACUAUUACCAUUGCAGCUGAAAACCAGGCAGAAGCUAACAGUGAACGCCGACUCAAGAAUAUCGUAGCUCGUCGUAGGCUGGUCGACUUGGCGAAAGCCCAAGCACAGGAGGUAGCCAUAUUAAGAGCCGAAGUUGAGCGAUUACGCAUGCGCACCUUCCCUGCCUUGGUUCAGGUUGAUCAGUAGUUAAGUAUUUUGUGUAUAUUUUGUGAACGUUGUUACAAUGUAAAAUAGUCGAGCGCGGUGCUCUUUCGUUUUGAGAAUAUAAUACAUUUAUAUAAGAUCAAAGACGUUAACAUUUAAAGACUUCAUGCGAGAAAAUGGCGCACAGUAUUUUCAACAUGUUAUACACAAGCCGGACUCUAUUCUCCGACUACGCAUUUGAUUUGAAAUCGAGCGAGCUUCCUAAUAAACAGAAUUUGGCAUUGGUGAAAACUCAUAAUGGUAGGUAUAGAGAUAAAAGUUUUACAACCAUUCAUAUUCAGUUUCACUUAAUUUUCAUAAAAUUAGCAGAAGUCACCUAACUGGGACGGGUAAGUAAGAUUUUAACUAAAAGACCUACUUUAAGAAUUCUCAUGCAUAUGUCGUUGGUGAUACCAACAUGGUUUUCGAGUUUGGCAAGCUAUCGCUGUAGGUAUUGACUGCAAAAGAGCAAUGGUCAUUCUCAGUUCAAAUUUCAAAAUAUGAUACAAAUUAUUGUUCAACUUUGAAAAUGCCGACUGAAUGUCGUGGUUUAAAUAAAGUACACGGACUCUCGCACAACAUUUCCAUACGGAAAUAAACUUUAUUAUGUACAAUUUAUGUAAGGCACUAGUUUGCCAACACUUCAGUUCUGCAUAAACUACAUAUAUGUUAACUGUACUUAAUAUAAAGAAUUCAAACACCCAUAUUUAUUGCCCAGUCAUUCUACAGUACCAAAUGGGAUCAAAAUAUUUCCAUCCGCACUUCUACCUGAUUAGCUGUUUACAUUCGUUGCUACCCAAUUCACAUUUUUGGGAAACUUGCAGCGGCAGGGGGGAGGGGCAUUUUGUCCCGGUCCCACCUCUCGGCAGCCCUGAUAACUUACAUGCCAAGCUACCGCUGAGAGCACUUAAACUGUAUACAGCUAUUUCAUUUAAGGUUGUCCCCCGAGCAAAGAGGAAAAGUCGAAUACGAGCGCGAAAGGCUGCUGGGAAUCGCUAAUAAAUGAAUGAAUUUAUUAGCGAUUCCCAGCAGCCUUUCGCGCUCGUAUUCGACUUUUCCGCUUUGCUCGGGGGGCAACCUUAAAUGAAAUAGCUGUAUAUGUGAGUGAAUUGUGUGGCAACAGUCAUAAUCACUGAGUCAGACUAGGUUUAUUUACCCAAAUCAGGAAGCGACUACAAAGGAGAGGGACUUUCCUUUUGAGGAGUAAAAUCGUCGAGCGUCAAUAGACGAUGGUGAAGUGUUUGGAGCCCUGCUCUCAUAAAAUAUAACACAACAUUUUAUUUCAGUUCGUUUGUCUCAAUUUGAUAAAUUUGGUAAUUCUUUCAUGGCAUUUUCACAAGAAUGCAUUCUCUUCCUUAGCCGUUCGAAGUCCCCAUCGCAUUCUUUUCGUUUAUUUUUGAGAGAGUUCAAGUCUUGUUUCAUCUUCUGGAUACAAUGUUCCUUGUUCUUGAUUUGAAUGUCGAUUUCUACGAAAUGUAACGGAAACGUAAGUAUAAAGCGUUUUAAUGGCGGCCAUGUAUGUUAAGU
This is a messenger RNA of Paramuricea clavata, 4397 nucleotides long. NCBI's taxonomy places the organism in Eukaryota, Metazoa, Cnidaria, Anthozoa, Malacalcyonacea, Plexauridae. The record is from the annotation of a GenBank genome assembly.